Dentiscutata heterogama is the source of this 781-nucleotide messenger RNA. The record is from the annotation of a GenBank genome assembly. Lineage: Eukaryota; Fungi; Glomeromycota; Glomeromycetes; Diversisporales; Gigasporaceae.
AUGAGCCAACAAUCACAGCCAGGAGGAGUUCAAUACAAUACCGGAAGGUGUAAAGAACAUUCUUGUAGUUGUCAAAACUUUUAUGGAGAUAAUAAUAAUCCAAACAUAUGCGUUCAUUGUAAACAUGAUUUCGUGCCAGAUCAUCCUAAUUAUCGGAAUAAGUACCUCGAAAACCAGAUGCAUUCGUCAAUUGAACUUCAUACAGACCAUCAAGACCAUAUGAAUCAAAUGCAUCAACCAGUGCGAGAACAACCACCUCCAAAUACUAUAUGGUUUUACAAUCGCAACGAAGAAUAUUAUGAGUUUACUAAUUUCAAAGAAGGUUUUCCAAUUAAUAUCUCAAUGGGUGAAAUUAGCACCAAUUACAGGGAUUUUUAUGAAGUAAAAUCAUGGUCCACAAGCGAGCAUCUUUUCCAAGCUGCAAAGUUUAAGGAAAGUCACCCAGAAAUCGUUGAACAAAUUAGAAAAUGUCGUUCUCCCAGGGAUGCAUUAAAUCUAGCCAGAAUUAACCAACAUUUGGUGGAUCCGAAUUGGCAAGAUAUCAACGUAGGAGUUAUGAAAUGGGCAGUAAAAGCUAAAUUUAUACAAAAUCGUAGAUUAGCAGAAAGGUUGUUGUCGACGGGUGACAAAAAACUUGUAGAACAUACAAAUAUAGAUAAAUUUUGGGGUGAUGGAGGCGAUGGGAGUGGACUUAAUUGGCUUGGAAAUAUUUUAAUGGAAGUUAGAAAUGAAUUGAAAACCGAACUUCAGUAUCUUCCACCGUCAUCGAAUUUGCCACACA